Molecule: messenger RNA, 5064 nt
Organism: Camelina sativa (false flax)
Lineage: Eukaryota; Viridiplantae; Streptophyta; Magnoliopsida; Brassicales; Brassicaceae
Product: putative 1-phosphatidylinositol-3-phosphate 5-kinase FAB1D
Biological process (GO): phosphatidylinositol phosphate biosynthetic process
Cellular component (GO): endosome membrane
Molecular function (GO): ATP binding; 1-phosphatidylinositol-3-phosphate 5-kinase activity
Source: RefSeq, a predicted model, not a curated record
UCUUCUUCUUCUUCAAAAACUUGGUCUCUCUUCUUUCUCAUCACCGUCGACUCCGUUUCUCAUUUUCCUCUCAAACUCAUAAAAACUUCAAUUUCUCUCUUCUUGUUUCACUGUGAAGCCACAAAACUAAAGAAGAAUCUGUAAAUGUUUUAGGUUUCUCCAACCUCUUAAAACUCUCAAAUCUCUUCUUCCUUUGCUUUCCGCGGUGGCUACUUCUGGCGUUCUUGGUCCAGUGGACCGUGGUGGUGUUACUGAAUCUCGUAGCGAGACGCAAGAGACUGGUUUGUUAACCGGACAAAGUGUUGUUGUUGAGACUCCAUUGAUGACGCCUUCUAAUUCUUUGUCCAGUAGUAGUGAACGCUCUCUCUCAGGUGAGUGUUCGGUUGAUGGAAACUCUGAUGAUAGGGGUAAUGAAGAUGAGUGUUCAAGUCAUACUAGUCAAGAAGAUGUGGAGUGUACCAAGGAGCACAAGGUGGAGCGUUUAGAGCGUAAGUCCAAGAGUAUGCCGAGUGAUAUUCUUAACAUUUUGGAUGAGAAGGCGAAAGAAGACGGUGUUGAGAAUGUGCAAUUCUUGUCGGAUCGCGAAGAUGAUAGUGAUGUUCCGGUUUGGGAGCCUCCUGAACCGGAAAAUCCUGAAGAUGAAGAAGACGGAGUUUUUGCUGACGAUGAUGAUGAUUGCUGUGAUGGUUCUGAGUGGAGCAAAGCAAGUUUGUUAGGGGAUUCUAAAGAUGAAGCUAGUGAGAAGAAAUGGUUUUAUGAAGAAACCCAGAGAGUAAUGCUUGAGGAGGCACAUUCAAAGUUUAAGUUCAUUGUGAGUCAACUUAUUAAGUCGGCUGGGUUCUCUAUGGAAGAAGGUGAAUACUGGCUCGAGAUUGUUGCUAGGUUGUGUUGGGAGGCUGCUUCACUACUGAAGCCAGCUAUUGAUGGCAAAGCAGUUGAUCCAACUGAGUACAUCAAAGUGAAAUGCAUCGCAACUGGUUCUUUCAAUGACAGUCAAGUUUUCAAAGGCUUGGUUUUCAAAAAGCAUGCUGCUCUCAAACACAUGGCAACUAAGUAUGAGUAUCCUAGUAUAAUGUUAGUCGAAGGAGUACUGGGACAUCCAAUAAGUGGAUUUUCUUCUCUCCAAUCAGUGAAUCAGGACGAAGGUUAUCAAGUGAAGUACGUGAAGCCUGUUGUUGAUAUCAUAGAUGCUACCAAGCCUGAUGUCAUGCUAGUGGAAAAGUCUGUUUCACGUGAUAUCCAAAAGUCGAUUCUUGAUAAAGGGGUCACUCUGGUGUUUGACAUGAAGCUCCACCGUCUACAGAGAAUUUCUCGAUGUAUUGGUUCACCAAUUUUUUCAGUUCACUCUCUGUCUGGUCAGAAGCUAAAGCACUGUGAGUCCUUCCGCAUUGAGAAGAUUGUCGAGGAGCAUAAUGCUGUGGGUGAAGCCGAGAAGAAGCCAACUAAGACGCUGAUGUUUUUAGAGGGUUGCCCUACCCGACUUGGCUGCACGAUUUUACUUAAAGGAUGCCACAGCGAUAGGUUGAAAAAGGUCAAAGAAGUAGUACAAUAUUCAUUUAUCCUGGCAUAUCAUCUAAUGCUGGAGGCUUCUUUCCUGGCUGAUCGGUAUACAAUGUUCUCAACCAUCUUUACAAAGGAAGCUGCAUCAUGUGUUAUGCAAAUAGAAAAGUUUCCACUAUCCCCUUCUCCUGGUGAAUCUGCCUUUGAAACAGUUGAUAUUCCUUUGUCUAAUGGAUUCGAUGAACGAUCUAUUCUGAUAAAUGGGAAUGCAGAUGGUGAGAAAGAUGAGAACAGGGAACCAAAUGGAGAUCAUGUCUUCUCUCACGAGCCAUAUAAUCCAGUUAUUUUCACUGGUUUCUCAACUUUGUCUGCCAAAUUAAGUAAAUAUUUAGGCUUUGUUCAAAAUCAGGAGUCAGUUCCAGUUUCUGUGGAUACAAAUGUAUCAAAUAUCAGCAAUCUUGAUACGAUAAGGGAAUCUGUGGAAGAUACUGAAGAAAAGGAUGAGACUAAACAGUCUGUGUCACUUGAUCCUGAGAUCCCAGUAAAUGUGAGUUCAGAUGAUGGAGACAGAUCACAAACAGAGAAUGAUAUUGAGAGCACCUUGGAGUCUCAGAGUAUAUUGGUUCUAGUGUCUAAGAGGAAUUCCCUCAGGGGGAUAAUGUGUGACCAAAGGCAUUUUUCACACAUUAAGUUUUACAAGCACUUCGAUGUUCCCUUGGAAAGAUUCCUGCGCGAUAUGUUUAAUCAGAAAAACCUAUGCCAAACGUGCGAGGGAAUACCGGAAGCACAUCUUUACUAUUAUGCUCAUAACAAUAAGCAACUAACAGUCGAAGUCAAGCGAAUUCCUUUAACAAAAUGUCUAUCUGGUGAGGCAAAAGGAAAAAUCUGGAUGUGGAGCCGUUGUGGAAAGUGUAAAACAAAGAAUGUGUCUCGGAGAUCCACAAAAAGAGUGCUGAUAUCGACUGCUGCUCGUAGCUUGUCAUUUGGAAAGUUUUUGGAGCUCAGUUUUUCUCAGCAAACUUUUCUGAACAGAUCGUCUAGCUGUGGACACUCUUUCGACAGGGACUUCCUUCACUUCUUUGGAUUAGGCUCCAUGGUUGCUAUUCUCAGUUACUCCCAAGUCACAUCCUACACAGUGUCUCUGCCACCCAUGAAGCUGGUAUCUAGCGUUUUGAUAAAAGCGGGUUGGCUUGAGAAAGAAUUUCAAGGAGUAUUUACUAAAGGGAUCUCCUUGUUCGAGGACGCUGGUGGUUUUCUAAAGAGACUAAGAUCGCAAUUCAAAAAUUCAGAUCCCAGCUAUCAGUGUGCACAUAAACUCCUUUCUAACAUUGAGGAGUUGCUGGAUCACGAGCGUCGCGUAUUUGAGGAAAACAUCAGGAACUCGUUUGACAAGGCGAAAACCAUAGAUGAUGUUUCGCACAGACUGCUCCGCUUAAACCGCAUGAGGUGGGAGCUUCUGCUUCAAGCUCUCAUCUGGAACUACCGGUUGCAGUCGCUGGUUUUGUCUAAUCGUUUGCUACCUUCAAAUGAUGAGAAGAAGAUAAGUGAACAAGGUGUGAAGACUGUUUCAGAGGCUGGAAUGGCCAGAUAUGAAAAUGAUGACAAAUCAUCUGAUUCUGGUAGCAAUGAAGUCAUGGACACUCCAAUUGUUGAAGAUAAGGAAAUACCAGUCGUUGGUGCGUCUGUUGGGGACAGUAGUCAAGUGGAAGAAUCGUAUGUGCCUGAAGACAGUGAAUUGCAAACUUUGAGCAGCUCCAUGCCCGAGAAAACAUCUCCCAACAACAAUCAUUUUGACACCCAUUUGGCUGUUAGUAUCCAUUCAACCAAUGAACAGGAAGAAGAUAAAUCAGUUCCAAUUACUGGAGAUUCACUGGAUGGCGAGGUUGCUUCUGCCUCUAAUGGGCCACACAUAGUAGGUUGGGAUGAAUGGUUUUGGCUUCCAUUUGAAGAGCUACGCUCGAAGCGCAUUGUCGAUGUUGAGAAGGAAUACUUGUUGAAAUUUGAGUAUGUAAACAAUUUCACCCAAGAAAACCUUCAGACGGUGAACCAGAUAAUCACUGAGGAAGGUUCACGUUUGCGCAUCUCUUUGAGGGAUGAUGAUUUUAUUGUGUCAGACUAUGAAGACGAGCUCUCCAGCCUGAUCGCUUGUGCGCUUGCCCACCUGAACAUUGAUGAGAACAAAUUGCCUCUGUCAAGGUGUAUACAUGGGUCUCUUGAAGGGUUCUUAGAUAAAGAUCAAGAUUCUAAGCAAACUGCUGACCGUGAGGCUUCCCGUUUCGGGAGUGAGAGUACACAUCGGUUGGAAACACUACCCCCUCCGGAGGUCCUUGUUACUUUUGGGUCACUCAAAUCAAUUGGAAAACCCAAAUACUCUAUCGUGUCCCUGUAUGCAGAUGAUUUCCGUGACCUCAGAAGACGCUGUUGCUCAUCAGAGCUUGAUUAUAUAGCUUCACUAAGUCGCUGUAAGCCGUGGGAUGCCAAGGGUGGUAAGAGCAAAUCUGUGUUUGCUAAGACUUUGGAUGAUAGGUUCAUCGUAAAAGAGAUCAAGAAGACAGAGUACGAAUCAUUUGUGACAUUUGCUCCGGAGUAUUUCAAAUACAUGAAGGACUCUUAUGAUCUAGGCAACCAAACUUGUCUUGCCAAAGUUCUUGGGAUCCAUCAGGUAACCGUAAGGCAGCCAAAGGGUGGAGGGAAAGAGAUACGACACGACCUGAUGGUCAUGGAGAAUCUUAGUUUUGGCAGGAAAAUAACUCGUCAGUACGAUCUCAAAGGCGCUCUGCAUGCUCGGUUUACAACCACUUCUGCUCAUGGCGCAGAUGAUGUUCUAUUGGAUCAGAACUUUGUCAACGACAUGAACAAAUCCCCGCUUUACGUUAGCAAAACAUCAAAACAAAAUCUCCAAAGAGCGGUUUAUAACGACACCAGCUUCCUAACGAGCAUAAACGUUAUGGACUACUCGUUGCUAGUUGGAGUUGAUGAUGAGGAUCAUGAGCUAGUGUGUGGAAUCAUCGACUAUCUAAGACAAUACACAUGGGACAAGCAACUAGAGACGUGGGUGAAAUCGUCUUUGGUGGUGCCAAAGAAUGUGCAGCCGACAGUGAUCAGCCCGAUUGAUUACAAGACGAGGUUCAGGAAAUUCAUGAAGACGCAUUUCUUAUGCGUCCCUGACCAGUGGUGCGACCAAGGAGACUCUUGAGGACAAGAAGUAUAUGAUUUAUAGUUUGGGGACAGAUGAUAUUUGAUUAUACCCGGUCUAAAUCGCCCAUCCUCUACAUGAUGACCAAAAAAAAAAAAAAUCUAUUAUGAUUCUUUUAUUUGAUUAUAGCUUCACUUGUGUAUAUAGAGACAAGUCCAGUUUCUAUUUACCCCGUCAUUGUGCAGUUUUUUAGCAAGUUUAUGGGGUGGAUUUAGCGAUUGAAUUGUCUCUGCCUUUGUUUUUAUCCAUUUCAUUGAAAGGCAGAUUCAAGCAAGUGAAGUUUGUACCUAAAAAAAAAGUCAGUUUGUGGCAUAUGAAAGUGUUGUUUUUGUAUUAAAAAGAAGAAGAAAAAAAAGUGAUUAUUGUUA